Molecule: messenger RNA, 1497 nt
Organism: Adineta ricciae
Lineage: Eukaryota; Metazoa; Rotifera; Eurotatoria; Adinetida; Adinetidae
Source: the annotation of a GenBank genome assembly
AUGACUUCGACGCAGCCGUACACGGUACCAAUAGUCGCCGGCGAUCUUCGCCGUGCUGAAUUUGUCAAACAGAUUGCAAGUACGUUCGAUUACAUGGAUGCCAUAUCACAGGAUAUGUUCAAUCGUAUCGCUAUUCGGCUGAAUGUUUAUCGAGCACAAUUGAAUAAAUUCGACGAACGCAUUCAACAUGCCAAUGAACAUAUUGAUCGUAUUAAAGGUUCGAAACGUGCUAUUCAAGUCCAUUCAAGUGCGCGUUAUCCCGUCGAACAAAACCGGUCGACCUACCGAUCGAUAUUUGAAUGUGACAACGAAAAUGAAGAGAAUAAACCGCCAGUUUUACAUUAUAAUCCAUUCCAUUUAAAUGAAACAGUGGAUAAAUUCAUAGAUCCGAAUGAUAAGGAAUCGAAAUCGAACGAUGAAACGUUAAUUAUAUUAAAACAAUACGAUGAUAAUUUCAUUCAAAAGACCAAACGAACGGUUCUCAACGGACUCGGCAGACCACCGUCGAAUAUUAAAUCCGUGGUUUCAUUCCUUAAAUACAAUACACAGGAGAAUCCGUAUACACAACCGACCAAAAUUGAUCCGUUGAGUGUUGGUGGUCGAGUACGAAAGCUCGCUGAAGAGCCUACACAACCACGUAUUGUCGAGACACCGCUACCCGCUUUCUAUAAGCAAAUGUCUGAACGUCCAGCCAUGGGCGAUUUAAGUUACAAUCCAACGUUGGGCCUCAUUCCAGAAAUGUCUCUCCCAGACAAUCUACCUGAAUUGGAUAACUAUGCUACGUUUGAUGAUAAUACGGCACUUGCGUGGACCAAGCAACAAAUGACAUCGAUUGCACCAUCACUAGCUAUUUCGAUGUUACCAGAUAUCAAUGAUACACCGACCAAUGUUACAUCUGCGCCUGUGGUUGAACCUCAGAAGCCAGCAGCACCUGCUCCUCCUCCUCCAGUCGACAUUCCCGCCAUUAUUCCUUUAACAUCUGCUUCUACUUCGGUCCCACCACCAGCUCCACCUCUAUCAUCCACGGUUCCUUCUGUGUUAUCACCACCACCGCCUGCUCCAUUUACCAACGAACUUCCUGCUCCAACCGACAGCAUUACUAAUGAAAUCAAAAGCAACAACAACGACGACGAUGACGACGACGACGGUGGCAAUCCUCUACUAGCACAAAUCCGUAAUUUUUCAAAAACAAAUAAACUCAAAUCUGCUACACGGUCAAAUCCAGUCGAUGAGGUAUCACUACCAACUUCCAACGACCAGGAAAGUAUUAUGGAAACGCUGAAAAAACGUUUAGCUCAGAGGCGUGGUCUUAUUGCCGGUGAAACAUCUUCGUCAGCACCGUCGUCUUCAGCUGCUGACAAAGCAGCAGCGCCUCCAGCAACUAGCGGUUCUCUCGUUGAUGCAAUUGCUGCAAAAGCAAAAGACAUCGCCGAACAGCAACGUAAACAAAAUGAUUCAGAUGAUUCCGACGAUGGUAAUGAUGAUGAUUGGGAAUGA